Protopterus annectens (West African lungfish) is the source of this 3372-nucleotide messenger RNA. Its product is annotated as alpha-2-macroglobulin-like protein 1. The transcript has 27 exons. Gene Ontology annotation, molecular function: endopeptidase inhibitor activity. The coding region runs from base 64 to 3372 and encodes 1102 amino acids. Lineage: Eukaryota; Metazoa; Chordata; Ceratodontiformes; Protopteridae. The record is from RefSeq and is a predicted model, not a curated record.
AACCACCAGCAUCACAUCACUUCCAUACCUUACAGGUGCGCACAGGUGCACCUUCCUUGUCUAAUGAUGUGGCACAGAGUACUGAUUUCUUGUAUACUGCUGCAAACAGUUAUACAAUCUGAUCAACAACCGCAAUUCUUGGUAAUUUUUCCUGCCCAGCUUCAGAGUCUGACUACUGCCAAAGUAUGUGCACAUGUUUUCAACAUUGACCGUUCCUUCAUUUUGACCAUCACACUGCAGACCAAUGUGAAUAACCAAACACUUUUCCUGGACACUAUAGUGGGUAGUGCCUCUUCACAGGCCCCAAGCUACUACAAAUGUGCUUCAUUCCAGGUUCCAUUAAUACCACAAGUUGUCAACCAGGAUGGUUCUGCUGCCAUUAUGAUGGUAAGAGCAAGAGACAGGGAAAGAAAUGUAAUGUUUGAACAGGCAAAGCAGGUUUUCGUCCUCAGAGCAGCAUCUGGAACAUUUGUGCAGACAGACAAGCCAGUGUAUCUACGAGGAGACAAAGUUCGAUGCCGUAUUGUUAGUUUGGAUUCCAAACUAAUUCCACAAAAUGAUGAGUAUCCAUUGAUUGAGUUAAAGGACCCAGAUGGCAAUCGCAUUGGACAGUGGUUGAACCUGAGGCCCCAGCAAGGUAUUGCAGAAAUUUCCUUUCAGUUAACAUCGGAGGCAAUGCUGGGAGAUUACAUAUUCCAAUUAACAAAGGAAAAAGGAGAGAACAUUUACCAGAUCUUUAGUGUGGAUACCCAUGUCCUACCAAAAUUUGAUGUCAGUGUGUUUGCUCCAAAGGUGGUCACUUUAUCGGAAUCUCAAUUCCAAGUUUCGUUCUGUGGCAGAUAUAUAUACAACAGACCUGUCAAAGGAACUCUUAAAGCUACAAUAUGUCGACUCUUCUAUUUAAGGAUCUCUUCAAAUAUUGUGGACACUGUUUGCCAGGAGUAUUCUGGACAGACUAACAUUACUGGCUGUUACACAACUGUCAUUUUAACUGAAGACUUCUUGUUUGGUUUCUCAAAUUAUCAAAGUUAUUUCAACAUUCAAGCAUCACUGGAAGAAGAUGGAACAGGUAUUAAUGUGACUCAUUCUGAAUAUGUUCCAAUUUCUGAAGUCCUUGUGAAAAUAGAAUUUCAGAAUGCUGAAAAGUACUACAGAACUGAUACCCCUUUCACUGGCAAGCUUGUAAUGCAAAGAUCAGACGGAACUAGAGUAUCCUUUCAACCUGUUUACUUGAGUUUGGUUUCUAACUCCAGUGAUGUAAGGAGAUACAUUACAGAUGCCGAUGGAACAGCUUCCUUCUCUCUGGACACCACCAGCUGGACUGGACCUAAGGAAUUAAGGGCAAGUUACUUUGCCAAUUCCACAAUUUCAGAAAAAUAUGAAGGUGCACGUCUUGAUCUACAGCAGUUUUAUUCUAAUACUCAAAGCUACCUGACAAUUCAGCAGCCAGACCCUGAAUUAAAAUGUGGGGAGACAGCAAACAUUCGAGUGGAUUAUGCCUUCACACAAAAUGAGCUCAGAGGCACCCUCAGUCAAAGCAUUUCCUACCUGGUGAUCACAAGAGGAGAGAUAAUUGUUAAUGGGCAGUACAAUAUUCCCCCAGGAAGGUUGUCAAGUCAAUAUGUUGCAAGGGGUUCCUUUAACAUUACUUUACCAAUCAGUCCAGCUGUUGCACCUACAGCCCGUCUCUUAGCCUAUGCUGUGCUUCCUGCUGGAGCUGUCACAGCUCAAAGAGUCGACCUCAAAGUUUCCAAGUGCUUCAAUAACAAGGUGUCUCUGCAGUUCUCUAAUCCUGAAGUCCUGCCUGGAUCCAAUGUGUCACUCAGUAUUCAAGCAGCUCCAAACUCUUUAUGUGCUCUGAGAGCUAUUGAUAAAAGCAUCUUUCUUUUGAAGCCUGAAAUGGAAAUCACAGCUGAUUUUGUGUACAGUAUCCUGAAACCACAGGAGUUUUCUGGAUAUCCUCUUCAAGUUGAUGAAUUCUUCUACAACCCUUGCUACCCUUUCAGUGAUAUUUAUGACACAUUUUAUAUUUUCAAGAUCGCAGGCAUGAAAGUUAUCACUAACUGUGAAAUGAAGAAACCAUUGCGGUGUAGUAGCAGGAGUAUUUUGGGUGGUUCCAGGCUUCAUCUACCUGUAAGUGAAUGGAGCAGUGCAUUGUUUGUCCCGCCUCCAUAUGUGGUUAAAUCCCAAACGCGUACGGACUUCAGUGAAGUAUGGAUCUGGCAACUAGAAUCUAUAGGAAACCAGGGGAAAAAUAUUACAUUACCUAUUCCAGACACUGUCACUGAGUGGAAAGCCAGUAUGUUUUGUACAGCCAGUACUGGAUUUGGAUUGGCAGAUGCUGUAUCAGUAGUGACAUUCAAACCAUUCUUUCUGGAACCAUUGCUUCCAUAUUCUGUAAUUCGGGGAGAAAGUUUUGAACUGAAGGCCAAGGUCUUCAAUUACCUACAAGACUGCAUCAUGGUUCAAAUUAGGCUAUUAGCAUCUGCAAGUUAUACUUCUGUUUCCAAUCCCAACCACCAGUACACAACAUGCCUCUGUGCAAACAAGGAGAAAACAGUUUCCUGGACCGUGACUCCCAUCACUUUGGGUGUGAUCAAUAUUACAGUCAGAGCUCAAGCUGUACUAUCCAGCAGAUUAUGUGGUAGUCAAAUACCUAAUGUCCUGAGGGAAUAUGAUGUGGACACUGUGGUUAAAACUCUCUUAGUUUUGCCCGAAGGACUUCCUGUGGCACUGUCGAAGACCUCAAUGAUAUGCGUAAACAACACAUCUGUCAAAGAAGAAGCUGACUUUCAACUUCCUCCUAAUGUGAUUAAUGGAUCUGCAAGAGGAGAAAUAAUUGUAAUCGGUGAUAUUAUGGGGACUGCGAUGCAAAACAUUGAAAUGCUUCUUCAGGUUCCUUAUGGGUGUGGAGAACAGAAUUUGGUUUCAUUUGCUGUUGAUGUCAGUGUCUUAAGGUACUUAAAGGCAACCAAUCGUCUAACAAGUCAAGCUAAACAACAAUGGAGCUUAUUUCUGCAAAAAGGUUACCAGAAGCAACUAAACUUCAAGAACAGUGACUGCUCAUUUAGUGGUUUUGGACCAAAAGAUACUGAAGAAGGAAGCCUCUGGCUCACAUCAUUUGUAGCAAGCCAGUUUGCAAAAGCUUCAGAGUUCACAUUCAUUGAUGGGAAUGUAAUCGACUGUGCUGUCCAAUGGAUACUGCAAAAACAACUGGAAAAUGGCUGCUUUGAGAGGACUGGCAGGAUCUUUCAACCAUCUCUUAAGACUGCCGUGAAUGAUGAUAUUUCCCUUUCUGCGUAUGUCUGCUAUUCGCUUCAGGAACUUCCAAAUCGCACAGCACAAAUCGUAAGUAUAUGGCAAUUAAGCUAA